Messenger RNA from Sarcophilus harrisii (Tasmanian devil), 1401 nucleotides. Its product is annotated as heterogeneous nuclear ribonucleoprotein H. Gene Ontology annotation, molecular function: RNA binding. The record is from RefSeq and is a predicted model, not a curated record. The transcript has a single exon. Bases 1 to 1398 code for a protein of 465 amino acids. Gene Ontology annotation, biological process: regulation of RNA splicing. Gene Ontology annotation, cellular component: ribonucleoprotein complex; nucleoplasm. NCBI's taxonomy places the organism in Eukaryota, Metazoa, Chordata, Mammalia, Dasyuromorphia, Dasyuridae.
AUGCUGAGUGUCGAAGCAGAAGGCAGAUUUGUGGUGAAGGUCAGGGGCUUGCCUUGGUCGUGCUCGGCCAGUGAUGUCCAAAACUUCUUCUCAGGCUGCAGAAUUCGAAAUGGGGUGGCAGGAAUUCACUUCAUGUAUACCAGAGAGGGGAGACCAAGUGGAGAGGCAUUUGUGGAGCUCGAGUCUGAAGAAGAGAUCGAACUGGCUCUGAAAAAACACAAAGAGACCAUGGCGCACAGAUACGUGGAAGUGUUCAGGUCCAACGGUGUGGAGAUGGAUUGGACCCUGAAGCGCACUGCUCCCAGUAGUCCUGACCCUGCAGGCGAUGGCUACGUGCGCCUUAGAGGGCUCCCAUUUAACUGUAACAAGGAAGACAUCGUCGAAUUUUUUUCAGGGUUGGAAAUCAUGCCGAAUGGAAUAAUGCUGCAGGUAGACUUCCGAGGGAAGAACAGCGGGGAAGCCUUCGUGCAGUUUGCGUCACAAGAGAUUGCUGAAAAGGCCUUAAAGAAACACAAGGAGAAAAUGGGCCACAGGUAUAUUGAAAUCUUCAAAAGCAGCCAGGCAGAAGUUCACACUCAUUAUGAUCUGCCUCAGAAGAAAAGGGUGAGGCAGCGUCCAGGCCCUUACGACAGACCUCCGACCGGCAGAUACUAUGGCAGCCUCGGGAGAGGAGCGGGGCUUGAGGGAAUGAGGUACGGUGCCCACGAAAUCAUGUACGGAGGCUACGAAGACUACGUUGGAUACAGUAAUGACUAUCACUUUGGGAGAGACCCCAGGUACUUUUUUGCCGUGUCUGGCGACAGCUACGGAUCCGGCUGGUCUACCUUCCAGAGUCCUGCGGGCCACUUUGUGCACAUGAGAGGGCUACCUUACAAAGCUACUGAAAAGGAUAUCUAUGACUUUUUCUCACCACUCAAACCUGUGGGAGCUUACAUUGAGGUUGGAGCUGAUGGCAGAGUGACUGGAGAAGCGGAUGUGGAGUUCGCUACUCACGAAGAUGCUGUGGCAGCCAUGUCAAAAGACAAAGCAAAUAUGCAGCACAGAUACAUAGAACUCUUCCUCAAUUCUGUAGCAGCAGCAGACAGUGGUGUUUAUGAUCCCCUAAUGAUGGGGGGCAUGGGCUUGUCAAACCUGCCUGGUUAUGGCAGUCCAUCUGGUCAGGAGCUGAAUGAGGCUUCUGGAGGAGCCUACGAUGGGCAGAUCAGCAUGAGCAAAAGUGAUCAAGUUUUACAGGAAAACUCCAAUUUUUCAACCACAUAUUGCAUAGAAAACCAAGGAGAGAUGAACAACAGCUACAACAAUUGGGAGAGCUCUGUUUCUGUGGGAAUGGAUAGAAUGGAAGAAAUAACAGGCAUGUCCAGUAUGGGAAGUAACUCACUAAUGUACCCUCAUUAUUGACUC